AUGCAACCGAGUAACGAUUCCGCUUAUGGCAGUUAUAACAUUUAUGGAAGAUCAACAGAGCCAGUACAAACUGAUCGAAAUUCGAACAUUGAAUUUUACGGCACAAAUAGGCCAUCAAUUUAUGGACAGGAACAACAACUGCAACCGGUAUAUGUGGGCAAUUUGAGAAAACAGCAACAGUCGAGAAGCAAGGAAUCGUGGUCUCAUAGGUAUCGGGAGCCGGAAGGAAAUUAUGGGCGAAGAUACGCCGGAUAUUCUGAUGAAAUCGGACAGCAAAAGACAACGAAGACGCGGAAGACGACACUCACAUCACAGAAGACACAAACAUCGGAAACAUAA
Molecule: messenger RNA, 339 nt
Organism: Acanthocheilonema viteae
Lineage: Eukaryota; Metazoa; Nematoda; Chromadorea; Rhabditida; Onchocercidae
Source: the annotation of a GenBank genome assembly